UUCAAAGUGGGUGCCGGGUGGCACUUACCACCUGGAAUUAUCCGUAAACGCAUAAAUCGUGUUCGUAUGUAAUCUCCUAGAAUAUAGUAUUAUAUAAUACCUGUCUUUAGUAAAUAAUACCUUUUUUUCGAAUGUAUUAAUUAUCUCACAUGUAUUUAAGUCCUGUCUAACUAAUUCAACUAGUGAGAUCACCAAAAUUUUCGGCUUUGCAUUACCAUGGCUGAUCAGGCAGCUGUAUUAGCUCUGGUUAUAUUAUUUGGAGGUAUCAGCAUACAUUUUUCCUUGCAUAAGGUAGAAGAAGGACACUUAGCAGUAUAUUAUCGUGGUGGAGCGCUUCUUCCAAUAACCAGCGAACCUGGAUUCCACAUGAUGAUUCCUCUUCUUACAACAUUUAAAUCAAUUCAGACUACAUUGCAAACAGAUGAAGUAUCAAAUGUUCCUUGUGGUACUAGUGGAGGAGUUCUAAUCUAUUUUGAAAGGAUUGAAAUAGUCAAUAAGCUUAAUCCUUCUAGUGUUUUAGAUAUUGUUCGCAACUAUACUGCAGAUUAUGAUAAGACACUUAUUUUUAAUAAAAUUCAUCAUGAGUUAAAUCAGUUCUGCAGCUCGCAUACAUUGCAUGAAGUGUAUAUUGAUCUGUUUGAUCAGAUAGAUGAAAAUUUAAGAAUGGCUCUACAAAAAGACUUGAAUGAAAUGGCUCCUGGAUUAACAGUACAGGCUGUAAGAGUUACAAAGCCAAAGAUACCAGAUGUUAUACGCCAUAAUUAUGAGCUUGUAGAGUCAGAGAAAUCCAAACUUCUUAUUGCAGUGCAACACCAAAAGGUUGUCGAGAAAGAAGCCGAAACUGCCCGUCGUAAAGCAGUCAUUGAAGCGGAGAAAGGUGCUCAGGUGUCUAAAAUUCAGUAUGAACAGAAGAUUCUGGAAAAGGAAUCACGCCGAACAAUGGAGCUAAUAGAAAAUAGCAUUCAUAAAGAUAAGGAACAAAUCAAGGCCGAUGCGGAAUACUAUACUGUAAAAAAGCAAGCCGAAGCAAAUCAGCUCCUGUUGACAAAGGAAUACUUGGAACUGAAGAAAUUGGAAGCAAUAGCUUUAAAUACUAAAGUAUACUUUGGUGCGGAUAUACCUAGUAUGUUCAUGCAAUCUAAUGCUGUGCCUCAAGCCGCUGUGCCUCAAGCCGCUAUGCCAUAGAUAAAGAACAGUGUUAUUCAAGUAUUGUAUAAGCCUCAUUUAAGUAGAAAAGUGUUAAUAUAAGAUAAAGAUAGAUAAUAGUCUGAUAUAAAUUAUGAAACUUUUUUUUUAAGGUAUUAUUUAUCUGCAUUGCUUUUAGAUAAAUUCUUCUAACAGUAUACAUAACUAAAAUAUGUUUAACUUACAGAUGGUUAGAUUUCAAAUUAUUAUGUUAAUUGAAAGUAUACGGGGAAUCUCUAUAAGCAAUGCCUUUUAUUAACUGUGUUGUAUUGUAAUUCUAAUAUCUGUUUUGUAUAAUAAUGCGCAUAUUAUUAAUUCAAAUGUUUUAUUAAAAAUUGUAAAUUAUUAAUUCUAGUCGCAACCUUAAUGAU
Molecule: messenger RNA, 1556 nt
Organism: Pieris rapae (cabbage white)
Lineage: Eukaryota; Metazoa; Arthropoda; Insecta; Lepidoptera; Pieridae
Product: erlin-1
Exons: 7
Coding region: 217-1185 (322 amino acids)
Biological process (GO): SREBP signaling pathway
Cellular component (GO): endoplasmic reticulum membrane; endoplasmic reticulum
Molecular function (GO): ubiquitin protein ligase binding; cholesterol binding
Source: RefSeq, a predicted model, not a curated record